Messenger RNA from Cricetulus griseus (Chinese hamster), 317 nucleotides. NCBI's taxonomy places the organism in Eukaryota, Metazoa, Chordata, Mammalia, Rodentia, Cricetidae. The record is from RefSeq and is a predicted model, not a curated record.
AGGACACUGGUUAGUGUCUCGCAAAGGCAACAUGAAGAAGAGUGUGACUAAGGCAUCCCCUGAAAGCCAGGAACACCAGAAGAAAGUUUCCUUUGAUACUGGGUUGAAGAAAGUAACUCAGCGGGAUAGCCAGACAGACAUUCUUGGACACAUCUUGGACCGGGCUUUUCUGCUGAAGCACCAUUGUGUAAGAAAGCCAUCAGACCUUUGCACUGUCAACGUGAGCGGCAUGAAGUUCUCCAAGGUAAAGGAAAAGGACUUCAGACAUUUUACUUCUGUGAUUUAUAUCAACGCCUCUGAAAACCUGCUGCCUCUCG